AUGUCACGAAAUAAAUUAGUUGUAAUGAAUGAUAGUUUAGUAUCAGUUCAAAAACGUGUUACAGUUGGUCCACGAAGAUAUCAAUUAGCUACACAUUUUGAUAAAAUUUAUCUAGUGCUAGAACUUCAUGAUGAUGAUAUUGGACAAGAGACAACAUUUACAUUUCAAAAAUGUGAUACGAAUUUUUUAAUGGCUACAUUUCUACGAUCAUUUUUCGAAUGUCUACAUCCAAAGUGCCUUAGCUGGUACAUAUGUUUUAUUUCAUGUGGGGGUUUUUGGCUUGGUUACCAACUGUUAUCUGGUACUGCAUUGAAUGCUACUUUAGCACAGUUUGGUGCUGCUGAACUCGGUAUAACUGGGUUAGGAAUAUUAGGCUUCUAUACUUAUUUAGCCAAAGUUGGUCAUAAUUCAUUGGAUAGACUUUUUUAUCAUGAACAUUUGGCAUUUUUAUUGAAUAGUAUGGGCAGUAAUUCAGAUAAUUGUGCUAAUGAAAACAUGUUAGAAAUACAAUUAUGCGAUAUAUUGGAAAAUAAAUCAAUUAAUUCUGAUAAUAUUGAUAUGAAAGACAGUAAAACAAUAGAAAAAAUAAUCAAAGACACACAUUUAUUCGAUGCCAAUGAAAAGAUAAAUCAGAACCGACCAACACUGUAUGGCUCAAUAAUGGGCUCACAAAUAAAAGCCUUUGGAUUUUUACAUGAUAUUUAUUGUAUUUGUAAAUUACGAUGA
Molecule: messenger RNA, 726 nt
Organism: Rotaria sp. Silwood2
Lineage: Eukaryota; Metazoa; Rotifera; Eurotatoria; Philodinida; Philodinidae
Source: the annotation of a GenBank genome assembly